GUGGGCUUCAGGCAAGGGGGCGUGGACAUCUUUGGCAGAAGGACCCAGUUGGAGGUUGUGCUCUCAGUCAUGCUGCUGGUCUUCCUGCAGUCUCUUCUGGCCUGCCUGGUGGUUCUGGGACAUGGAUUCAGCUCAGACAGUGGGCAUGGCCUGUGCCUGUCUCCGACGUGCAUCAAGGUGGCGAGUCAGAUUAUGGAGGCGAUGGAUCGCAGUGCAGACCCUUGCCAGGACUUCUACCAGUUCUCCUGUGGGGGCUGGAUCAGGAAGAACCCUCUGCCUGAGGGACGCGCUCGCUGGUCCACCUUCAACAACGUCUGGGAGCAGAACCAGGCACUGCUCAAACAACUGCUGGAGAACAAGAAAUUUAACAGCAGCAGCGAGGCAGAGAGRAAGACUCAGUCCUACUACCUGUCCUGUCUCAACACGCAGAGGAUCGAGGAUCUGGGAGCUCAGCCGCUCGUGGACCUCAUUGCCAAGUAACUACAUGAUGUGGACUCUGGUCCAGAAGAGCGUGGYCACKCUGGAUCAGCGCUUCGAGAACGCUCAGGACAAACUGMUGGAGAGYCUCKASGGAACCAAGAAGUCGUGCACUCCACGCUGGCAGACCUGUGUUGGGAAAACCGAUGAAACUCAGGGCUUUGCUCUUGGGGCACUCUUCGUCAAGGCAACCUUUGAUAAACACAGUAAAGAAAAUGCAGAAGAAAUGAUCAACGAGAUCCGUUCGGCGUUCAAACAGUCUCUGGACCGACUCACCUGGAUGGAUGAUGAAACGAGAAAAGCUGCCAAAGAUAAGGUAGAUGCAAUCUAUGACUUGAUUGGUUACCCAGAAUUCAUCCUGGACCAGAAAAAGCUGGAUGAUUAUUACAACGGGUAYGACAUAUCUGUUGACAGCUUCUUCCAGAACAUGUUGAAUUUCUACAACUUCUCAGCCCGAGUCAUGGCCAACCAACUGAGGAAGACUCCCAACAAAGACCUAUGGAGCAUUACUCCUCCUACAGUGGAUGCAUUCUACAUACCCACUCAGAACAGCAUUGUCUUCCCUGCUGGGGUCCUACAAGCUCCUUUCUACGCCCAAGACCAACCCACAGCGUUGAAUUUCGGGGCGAUCGGGGCRGGGAUGGGUCACGAGCUGACCCAUGGCUUCGAUGAUGAGGGCCGUGAGUACGAUAAAGAGGGGAACCUGAGACCCUGGUGGACGAAUUCAUCCUUGAAAGCGUUCCGGCAGAGAACAGAGUGCAUGGUGGACCAGUACAGCCACUAUGUGGUCAAUGGAGAGCACGUGAACGGAAAGCUGACGCUAGGAGAGAACAUCGCUGACAACGGAGGGCUGAAAGCAACGUAUCAUGCGUACCGCUCCUGGAUCCAGAAGAACGGAGAAGAGAAGACACUUCCUGCGGUCAACCUGACCAACGACCAGCUCUUCUUCGUGGGAUUGGCACAGGUGUGGUGCACGGUCCAAACACCGGAGAGCGCUCACAAGGACCUGCUGACAAACCCCCACAGCCCCCCCAGGUACAGAAUCAUCGGCAGUCUGGCCAACUCUCCGGACUUCAGCCGCAACUUCAACUGUCCGGAGGGCACGCCGAUGAACAGCGGGAAGCGCUGUGAGGUGUGGUAGAGCGGUGCAGAGAGGACUGGCUGGAGCUGCUGGGUAAUUAGUGAAUCUGUUAACGAACARGUUAACGAGCUCGUUAGUGACGUGGAUUCUGCAGGUGUUGAGGAGCCUUCAGACGUGUGUKUAAUCUUYACUUCAUCUGUUAAUUAGCAACGAUCAGACUCACUUCCUUGGAAACCAAAUGGACUCUUUGGACUUCAGAGACCUGAAAGACUGACGACAACGAUGACGACGACAACGACGACGACGACAAUGACGAUGAAACACAUGAGACAGUGUUGUUGUUUUCUGCGUUCUCAAUGUUAUUAAUUAUUAUUAUUGGGCUUUGGUGUGUGGGGGUGGGGGAGUGUUUUGUAAUUCUGAUGACAUCACUGUGAUGACCUCAUACCAAACUGACAUCAUCACUGUGCUGCACUGUAUCCUGAUGACAACAUCGCUUUGUGACACUGUAUCUGAUGACAUCAUCACUGUGCUGCACUGUCUCUGAUGACAUCAUCGCUGUGCUGCACUGUAACUGAUGACAUAAUUGCUGUGCGACACUGUAUCUGAUGACAACACUGUGCUGCACUGUAUCCCCAUGACAUCAUCACUAUGUGACACCAUCCUGAUGAUGUAAUCACUGUUCAUCUCAUGUUUGUUUUGUUGUUGUUAUUUUAAAGAGCUGCUUUCUGCCAAAGAUGUGUGUUUGUGUGUGUCUGUGUGUAUACAUGUGUUUGCUACUAUCUUCCUGGUACACACAGGUUAGGGUGGACCCACUGUUUCUUAUGGGGACAAAAGCMMGGUCCCUAUUGGCUGAAAUAAGGUUGGUGGUCAGGGUUUAGGGUUAGGGUCAGGCCAUAAAAAUUACCUGUAAAUGAAUGGAARUCAGUGCAAAGUCCCCAUGAGGAUAGAAGAACAAAYAUGUUUGUGUUUGUGUGUGCGCAUGCACUGCUUCAUCUAUACUUGUGARGACCUUCAUCUCUAUGUGUUGAACCAUGUGAGGACGUUUAGGAAAGUGGAAUUGAGGUGGUUCCUCAAAGGGCUUUUAGAGUCGGGUUUAGUUCAGGAGUUUAGCAACAAUUUGUGUUUUAGAGAAAUAAAUCAAUAAAAUAAAAAAAGCUGCAUCA
Messenger RNA from Austrofundulus limnaeus, 2721 nucleotides. Its product is annotated as endothelin-converting enzyme 2. Gene Ontology annotation, biological process: protein processing. Gene Ontology annotation, cellular component: plasma membrane. Gene Ontology annotation, molecular function: metalloendopeptidase activity. NCBI's taxonomy places the organism in Eukaryota, Metazoa, Chordata, Actinopteri, Cyprinodontiformes, Rivulidae. The record is from RefSeq and is a predicted model, not a curated record.